Ornithodoros turicata is the source of this 1421-nucleotide messenger RNA. RefSeq names its product adiponectin receptor protein 1-like. Gene Ontology annotation, cellular component: plasma membrane. Gene Ontology annotation, molecular function: signaling receptor activity. The record is from RefSeq and is a predicted model, not a curated record. The coding region runs from base 74 to 1312 and encodes 412 amino acids. NCBI's taxonomy places the organism in Eukaryota, Metazoa, Arthropoda, Arachnida, Ixodida, Argasidae. The transcript has a single exon. Gene Ontology annotation, biological process: adiponectin-activated signaling pathway.
CGCCCUCGCGACGGUUUCCCGUGUACGGAAGGACUGCUUUCUAGUCUGGAUGCGAGCAUGGUAGCAGUUUAACAUGUACAUCAGCGGUGCCGAAGAUGCUCCCAUGGAUGGAGUCGCGCCUUCCUUCCUGCCUUUCACCGCCGACCAUGUGAGCGGUGAAACUGGAGAAGAACACGGCGCCUUGCUGGCCCCGACGGCCGGUGUCGCCGAGGUGAUGCGGGACACCGACUCCGAGACGAGCGACUCCAGCAUGAUGGCCGAUUGGACACCAGGCAACCGCAAGGGAGGCAUGGUGGUCGUGCCUUUCAGCGAGCGUGACCUCGGAUCCCGCGGCGAGGCGGCAGCCAACCGACGGAGGUCCAGCAAAGCGGGCAACGAGCUCGAAGAGAAGCCAUUUGGAAACCACGUACGACUCAGGCAGCGGCGAGUGGAACUUGGCAGUGAGCUGCAGCCCGAGCGCACGGGGCGCUCCGAGUGGUGUGUUUGCGAUUUCAGUGCGUUGCCCAAAUGGUUGCAGGACAAUGACUACCUUCUGCAGGGCCACCGGCCACCGAUGCCUUCGUUCAGGGCCUGUGUCCUCUCUGUGUUCCGUAUCCACACGGAAACGGGAAACAUCUGGUCGCACCUGCUCGGCUCCAUCGCCUUCGCCACAACCGGAGGUCUGUUCCUGUGGCGGCAUAGUUUAGCGCCGCCCGAACAGGCUGUCUUCGCCGCUUUCUUCUUCUGCGUGUUCCUCUGCUUUUUCACGUCCACUAUGUACCACACCAUGCACUGCCAUUCGGAGCACGUAGGAAAACUUUUCUCGCGCCUUGACUACUGCGGCAUAGUGAGCAUUGUGGCUGGCUGCUUUACGCCCUGGAUCCACUUUCUGUUUUGGUGCGAACCGCGGACAAAGCUCUUCUACCUUCUACUUGGCUACGUGCUUUGCGUGGUCACUAUCAACCUGACCAUGUGGGAAAAGUUCGGCCGGCCCCACUUCCGGCUCUUGCGUGCCACUGUUUUCACGGGACUCGCUUUCAGCUGCUCCGUACUUCCGGGUACGCACUUCGUGGCCGUCUACGGGCUCUACACGGCUUUCGUGGAGCUGGCAUUCGGAUGGCUGCUCGCCAUGUCCCUGGUAGCGCUCGUUGGUGUAGCGCUGUAUGCCCUGCGUGUGCCUGAACGCUAUUUUCCCGGCCGGUGCGAUAUCCUCUUCCACAGUCACCAGUUCUUCCACCUUGCAGUCAUCGUGGGAGCCUUUAUCCACCUGCGGUGUCUCUGCCUGAUGGCCCUCUACAGACUUGGCGAUACGGGAAGUCAAUGUCGCCUCUGAUCUGCUGUGAUAAAACGCCGACGACGAAGGGGUUUCCCGGCUUGCUCGGUCAAGUGACUCGCGUUCAGCCUGUUCGAGCUGAAGGGUAUGUUAGCCGCAACAAAUUCAU